GAAAAACACCAACCGAGUUUUGUAGGUGUGAAAUAAUUAAAUUUUAUUUAUGAUUUAAAUGUGAUAAGAAAUGUCUCUCCUGACUUUAUUUACGGCACUCAGGGCGAAUAUACGACAAACCCACUCCGCAUGGUCGACCUACCGAAAAUGCUCCACCCAAUCCUCGGACCCCCCUCAGGACGAAACAGACAUUAAAGACAAAAUAUUAGAAGCUUCUCUACCCUUCGUGACCGAACUGGGAUGGUCACGAAAGGCCCUAAGUUCCGGCGCCCAAGCCGUGGGCUAUCCAGGCGUGAUCCACGGCCUCUUCCCCAAAGGAGGCGGCGACCUAGUCCACUACUUUCACCGUACUUCCAACCAAAAACUCGUAGAAAUCCUGAAAGAACUAGAAAAAUCGCAGACCAAGUCCGCGCUGCCGCCGCCCCAGUUCGUCGAGAAGGCGCUGCAGAACCGGCUUAAGAUGAUUAUUCCUUAUUUAAGCAGGUGGCCCCAAGCGAUUGCCAUCAUGUCGUUGCCGCCGAAUGUUCCUAACGCUCUGGCGACGCUGCUGACUACCGUGGAUGAUAUUUGUUACUACGCUGGUGACCGGUCGGUAGAUUUUAAUUGGUACGCUAGGAGGAUAGGGGUGGCUGGAGUGUACAAAGCCACUGAGCUCUAUUUAAUCCAGGACACGUCCGCCGAGUACGAAGCUACGUGGAAGUUUUUAAACAGGAGGUUGGGUGAGGCGGUGCAAAUUCAUGAAAUUUUGUGCAAGUCGGACUUGGGGAGUAUAGGACCGAAAGAUGCUGUUACUUCGGCUUUUGUGACUGCGAGGAACAUUUUAGGGGUUAAUUGGAGCAGAUAACACCGACAUGACUAUUGUUAUUACCUUGGCUUUAUGUGUUUUGUUAUGUUAUAGUGUAUUUUUUAAAAUAAAUAUUCAUUAUUUCGCCAA
Messenger RNA from Zophobas morio, 934 nucleotides. RefSeq names its product ubiquinone biosynthesis protein COQ9, mitochondrial (gene Coq9). The coding region runs from base 71 to 844 and encodes 257 amino acids. Gene Ontology annotation, biological process: ubiquinone biosynthetic process. The record is from RefSeq and is a predicted model, not a curated record. Gene Ontology annotation, cellular component: mitochondrial inner membrane. Gene Ontology annotation, molecular function: lipid binding. The transcript is spliced from 5 exons. NCBI's taxonomy places the organism in Eukaryota, Metazoa, Arthropoda, Insecta, Coleoptera, Tenebrionidae.